Molecule: messenger RNA, 1071 nt
Organism: Corylus avellana
Lineage: Eukaryota; Viridiplantae; Streptophyta; Magnoliopsida; Fagales; Betulaceae
Product: transcription factor MYB15
Source: RefSeq, a predicted model, not a curated record
GUUCACUCUUGCAGUAUUUUUUUUAAUCUUAAACAUGUUUCAUUGGCUCUCCUUUGGGGCCCUCAUUCUGUAAAAUAUAAGAAAAAAGAAAGCUUCUUUGGAGCCUUUGAGAUUCCUAGUAGCUAUCCACUACAUAAAACACGUUUUCUGUGCGAACUUGGGAUUCAUAUAUAUAUAUAUAUAUAUGUGCUGUAAAAGUAUUUAUUUGAGCUGGAAAACUUGAUCUUAGAGAGAGAGACAGAGAGAGCUUUAGAAAUAAUGGUGAAAAGUGCGUAUUAUGACAAAAAUGGAGUGAAGAAAGGUGCGUGGAGUCCAGCAGAAGAUAAUAAGUUAAGGGAAUAUGUAGGGAGAUAUGGCCAUUGGAACUGGAGAGAACUUCCCAAGUUUGCUGGGCUAUCAAGGUGUGGGAAGAGUUGCAGGCUAAGAUGGAUGAAUUACCUCCGGCCAGAUGUGAAACUGGGAAAGUACACCAAAGAAGAAGAUGAAAUAAUCAUCAAGUUACAUGAAGAACUUGGGAAUAAGUGGUCCAUAAUUGCCUCAAAACUACCAGGAAGAACAGAUAAUGAAAUAAAGAACCAUUGGCACACCCACCUAAAGAAACGAGGAAAGGAAAACCAGACGACGUCGUCUAAGAUGAAAGAGCAGGAGCUGAACAGUGAAGACUCAGAAGCUGAAAGUAAUACUCCUGCUGAUCAUCAUCAAGCUGGCCCCUCUCCCUAUAUCUUGGAGAGCUCUCCAGUGUCCCCUGAAACAUGUUCGAGUGAUUUCUCCUCCUUGAGCUCUCAUCAUCAUGCAAUUCAAUCAGGAACAAAUUGCUGCGCCGUCGAAGACACUCUUGCUUCCUCAGAAACACCUGAAUUUGGUGGAGAUUUUUGGACACAACCAUUUGUAGCCGACAACAGCAGCUUCAUCCAAAAUAGUUGUCCUUCAUCAGUACCCUUCUUGGACGGGGGAUUCGUGUCGCCGUAUGUUUCAUAUCAUGAUGAUGGCAUAGAUUUGUUUUGGGAUUUGGGUUUGUAAGAGAUUUGCGUGCAGUUACUUCAAUUCUAUUUUGCGGAUUAAUAUGGUUUA